Molecule: messenger RNA, 1379 nt
Organism: Achroia grisella
Lineage: Eukaryota; Metazoa; Arthropoda; Insecta; Lepidoptera; Pyralidae
Product: oxysterol-binding protein-related protein 2
Exons: 9
Coding region: 89-1345 (418 amino acids)
Cellular component (GO): cytosol; intracellular membrane-bounded organelle; membrane
Molecular function (GO): sterol binding
Source: RefSeq, a predicted model, not a curated record
UGUGAUUUUAACGGCGGGUGUGUUUGGGGUUGUUCGCGUGUGUUCGGGCGCGGAGCCGGAACUGCAGUCACUGGCGUGAAGGAGUAAGAUGGAAGAUAAUGCUGACGGGCAGUAUAAAUACAGGAGCUCUCUGCCAGUUGCCCAAUUCAGCCGCGGCGACUUCUCCCUGUGGUCGGUGCUGAAGAACUGCGUGGGCAAGGAGCUGUCCAAGAUCACGAUGCCGGUGGUGUUCAAUGAGCCGCUCUCCUUCCUCCAGCGGAUGCUCGAGUACCUGGAGUACGCGCAUCUGCUCAGAAUGGCCUCCGAACAAACUGAUCCAGUCGCCAGGAUGGAGUACAUAGCUGCUUUUGCUGUAAGUGCGUUGGCGUCGAAUUGGGAACGCCUGGGUAAACCUUUCAACCCACUGCUUGGUGAAACUUACGAGCUCGAGAGACCAGAGUUUAGAGCAGUCUGUGAACAGGUUUCCCACCAUCCCCCAGUAUCAGCGUUCCAUGCGGACAGUCCUCACUUCGUGUUUCACGGGUCCGUUCACCCCAAACUCAAAUUUUGUGGCAAAAGCGUCGAAAUACAACCCAAGGGACAUGUCACUGUGGAGCUGCCCAGAUGGGGUGAAGCCUACACGUGGAGUAACGUAAACUGCUGCGUUCAUAAUGUUAUUGUUGGUAAGCUAUGGAUCGAGCAGUAUGGUCCCAUGGAAGUGGUGUGCCAUGGUGGGUCUGGACUGAAGGCCAACCUGUCCUUCAAGCCGGCCGGCUUCAACAAUCGAGACUUGCAUAGAGUUGACGGCUUUAUAGUGGACUCCAAUAAGAAACGCAUUCGAUUCCUAUAUGGUAAGUGGACGGAAUACAUAAAGUGCUGUAAUGCGGCUGCUUAUGAACAAUGGGCAAAAGAACGUGGAGAGGAAGCGAGCGCACAACAAACUCCGUCCCACACUCCCAAGAAAGUGCUCGCCAAACUAAACAGUUUCAAAGUAGGGGCGCUACGCUCCAUGUCAGUACAGGACUCGGAUGAACCUGAGAACUCAGAUGAUGUACCCAAGUCAGAUGACACGUUCAACAUCGAGAUACCGAGCUCUGUCACUCUGUGGGAGGCCAGGCCCAGGCCCAGCAGUAGUGCACAACUGGAGCGCGACAUGAAGGGCCAGCUGUGUCCGACGGACAGCCGGCUGCGUCCCGACGUGAGGCUGCUGGAGCAGGGCGACAUCGACGCAGCUCUCAAGAAGAGCUGGCAGGCCAGAUGGUUCAGCCAGGGAACAAACCCGUACACUAAACAGGAGGAUUGGCUCUACAACGGCGGAUACUGGGAUCGUAACUACCAACAUUUGAAAGAUGUCGACAUAUUUUAAUAUUUCACAAUGGCAUUCGGAAAGAAUUAUAUAC